AGACAGACAGAGAGACACAGAGAGAGAGAGACAGAGAGAAAGAGAGUGAGAGAGAGAGAGAGAGAUUCGCAGCUUUCUCGCAAAAAAAAGUUGCGUUUCUUCAAAAUGGGUUAUAAUUCACCCAUCCAAAAUGUCGUAGCGUGCGGAUUUCUGUAAAUCAGCUGAUUAAGGUUUUGCACCUCGCGAGUUACUUGAGCGGUUCACAAGUCGCUCUAGUGUAAAACCCCGCACACCGGCUGAGCCGCGCGCGCAUUAACGGAUCCUAAUGCCUACUCGAGGAGGAACGUGUUCUGUUUCAGUUUGUCGGCACCUCCGAGUGAAUUUCGUGUAGCGCACGGCGCAGUUCCCUUCCACGUUGGCGCGCUGCUCCAACCCAGUUGUUGCGGCGCGGUCGGAGGCGCUCAGCGGGAGGAAGAGGAGGAGGAGGAGGAGGAGAUCCGGAGAGUCGCGCGCGCAGCCUAACUAACUAACUAACGCACGGCGGACGGGGCGCGUGCGUAGCGCUGAUCCGAUCUGAUUCCGAUUUUGAGUUCGUCCGAAACGAGUUGCGUUGGGACUUGUGUGUCGCGUCAAGCAGGAGGUGGAAGAAAGGUCUCGUCCAGUUAAAAUGAGAGUCAGUUGGUCGCGAGCAAGAGAAGUCCUCUCAUGACACCCACCAGAGCAAUUCCGAUGAACGAUUCCGAGACAUCUUUGGAUUCCCUAAAGAGUGGAUCGCACGCGCUAAGAAGCAUGAGAAACCCGUGGCGGUGGCCCCGGAACACCGUGUUGGAAUACUGGACAGCGGUCAUGGUGUGGCUUGUUUGGAUUCAGUGCUCUUGCGGGAUGCCGCAUGUCAUACGGAUAGGAGGUAUUUUUGAACAGACAGAUGGUCCAGUCUCACUCGUCAGUGCAGAGGAACUGGCAUUUAAAUUUGCUGUCAAUAACAUCAACAGAAACAGAACAUUAUUGCCAAACACAACAUUAACGUAUGACAUCCAGCGGAUUAAUAUCUAUGAUAGCUUUGAGGCCUCAAGGAAAGCUUGUGACCAGCUGUCUUUAGGUGUUGUGGCCAUAUUUGGGCCAUCUCAUAGCUCCUCGUCAAAUGCAGUACAGUCAAUCUGCAAUGCACUUGAGGUUCCACACAUCCAGGUGAGGUGGAAGCAUCACCCCAUGGACAACAGAGACACGUUUUAUGCCAAUUUGUACCCAGACUACUCCUCCCUCAGCUAUGCCAUCCUGGAUCUAGUACAAUUCCUCAAGUGGAAAACAGCCACUGUGGUGUAUGAUGACAGCACUGGUUUAAUUAGACUCCAGGAGUUGAUAAUGGCCCCUUCCAGGUACAAUAUAAGGCUGAAAAUCCGACAACUCCCUCUGGACACAACUGACACCCGACCCCUAUUAAAGGAGAUGAAAAGGAGCAGAGAAUUCCGCAUCAUCUUCGACUGUAGCCAUAUCAUGGCUGCACAAAUUCUUAAACAAGCCCAGAUGAUGGGAAUGAUGACGGAGUAUUACCACUACAUCUUCACUACUCUGGAUCUUAUGGCAAUCAAUCUAGAGCCUUACCGUUUCUGUGGUGUCAAUAUGACCGGUUUCCGCAUCCUGAAUGUGGAUAAUCCGCAAGUGGCUUCCAUUGUGGAGAAAUGGUCCACAGAGAAGCAGAUCCCUCCAAAGCCUGACUCUGGUCUGCUGGAAGGAAUUAUGACGACAGAUGCUGCUCUGACAUAUGACGCGGUCCACAUUGUAUCCGUCUCCUACCAGCAUGCACCACAGAUGACAGUCAACUCGCUGCAGUGUCACCGCCACAAGCCCUGGAGGUUUGGUGGGCGGUUCAUGAGCUUUAUUAAGGAGUCUCAGUGGGAUGGCCUGACCGGUCGUUUGUGUUUCAACAAAACCACUGGCCUAAGGACUGAUUUUGACUUAGACAUUGUUAACCUGAAGGAAGAUGGCCUGGAAAAGGUGGGAAAGUGGAGUGCUUCAGGAGGCCUGAACAUCACAGAGCUCCCUAAGAGGAAUGGCAUGAACAUCACUGACUCACUCUCCAACCGCUCGCUGGUCAUCACCACAAUACUGGAGGAGCCAUAUGUCAUGCUUAAAAAGUCUGACAAAGCACUUGUUGGAAAUGACCGCUUUGAGGGCUUCUGCAUUGACCUCCUGAAGGAACUGGCGGGUAUUCUGGGAUUUUCUUAUGAGAUCCGUUUGGUGCCUGAUGGGAAAUAUGGCUUUCAGGAUGACAAGGGCCAAUGGAAUGGCAUCAUAAGAGAGCUUAUGGAGCAUAGAGCAGAUUUGGCUGUAGCUCCUCUUACAAUUACCUUUGUGAGAGAAAAAGUGAUUGACUUCUCCAAGCCAUUCCUGAACACUGGGAUCAGCAUCCUGUACCGCCGACCAAACAAUACUAAUACCGGUUUCUUCUCCUUCCUCAAACCCAUGACCCCUGAUAUCUGGGUCUAUAUCCUGCUGGCCUAUCUGGGUGUUAGCUGUGUACUGUUUGUCAUUGCCAGAUUUAGCCCUUAUGAGUGGUAUGAUGCACACCCAUGCAAUCCAAGCUCUGAUGUGGUGGAGAACAACUUUACACUCCUGAACAGCUUCUGGUUUGGCGUGGGCUCCCUUAUGCAGCAAGGUUCUGAGCUGAUGCCCAAAGCUCUCUCCACACGUAUUAUUGGGGGCAUCUGGUGGUUCUUCACCCUUAUCAUCAUCUCCUCCUACACAGCCAAUUUGGCAGCUUUCCUCACUGUGGAGAGAAUGGACUCUCCUAUUGACUCGGCUGAUGACCUGGCCAAACAAACCAAAAUUGAAUAUGGUGUAGUAAAAGAUGGAGCAACUAUGUCAUUUUUCAAGAAAUCUCGAGUAUCAACAUUUGAAAAGAUGUGGGCCUUCAUGAGCAGCAAACAGAGCACAUCCCUGGUCAAGUCUAUUGAAGAUGGCAUUCAAAGGGUCCUGAAGUCUGACUAUGCCCUGUUAAUGGAGUCUACAACCAUUGAAUAUGUGACUCGCAAGAACUGUAACCUAACCCAAUUUGGAGGCAUUAUUGACAGCAAGGGUUAUGGCAUUGGCACCCCCAAAGGCUCACCAUACAGAGACAAAGUGACCAUAGCCAUUUUGAGCUUGCUGGAGGAUGGACGCCUACACAUGCUGAAGGAAAAGUGGUGGAGUGGAAGCAGUUGUCAGGAAGAUGAACGAUAUGAAACAGGGCCGAUGGGCAUUCAAAACCUGGGUGGCAUCUUCAUUGUGCUCGCCUCAGGCCUGGUGCUUUCCAUUUUUGUGGCUAUAGGGGAAUUCAUCUACAAACUUCGAAAAACAGCAGAACGUGAACAGGUCUUUCUGCAGUGCGGUAGUGGAAGAGAUCAAACUGUCGUUCACGUGCGAGAGAAGAGUGAAACACAAGCGGCACCAUGCACCACCCACAGCGAAGACGGACGCCGUGAUCAACAUGCACACCUUCAACGAGCGGCGUCUACCGGGAAAGGACAGCAUGAGCUGCAGCAGCGCUGCAAUGACGCCCGUGUUUCCAUGACAUGCCUGGGUGACGGUCACUUGAGGCACAUGCCCAGCGCUGUGACCGAGAGCAUGGACUAUGGCUCCGAAAUGAUAACAGCAUUCACCCUCAACCGCAGAGACACCCGCAACCACACAGCCAAGCAGAACGGUGGUGCGAGCAGCAACCCAGGUAACGAUCAUGUCCUCAAACCUAUGUAUCCCACCAUGCCACUGAGGGAGGGAGGACGCUCUGUGUCCUUUCUCUGAGCAACGAACAAUGAGGCUAGAGCUAGCUACGACAGAGUCUGAUGUUUAUGUAUGAAAAACAAAAUGUUCACCAUCUGUUCGCUGGAAAACAAGGUGUGCCCAGUAACCCCCCCCCUUCGCCCCACUAUCCCCACACCUAUUCCACACAUACAGAGAAGAAAAGACAUAAGCAAUCCAUUGGAAGAAAUGAUUUAAAAGAGAUAAGAGGCUUCUUUGAAGUAUGGCAAUAAAAGAACUCCAAACUGACACAAAGGGUGUAGAUUUUUGUCCUGGAGUACCAUUUAUAGCACAUAAAAUUAAUUUAAAAACGUGUGCCCUCACUGUUUUUAUUUGGGUUUGUAAAGAACUGAGGGUCUUUGACGCUACUCUGGAGAAAAUGAUUCUAUCAGGCUACAUUGUGCAGAUGCUUUGAAUCUUUUAUUUAAUUUGAGUUUGUAGACUCUCUCAUUGGUAAUAUUAGCAGUUAGUGACAGUGUGCAAAGAUUUUGAUCUGCAUUCCCAAGAAGGCUACAGAGACAGUGGCCUGCUUCCUGGUUCACAGAAUGAAUGCACAAAACAAACAGGGUUGACAUAAUUCAAACUAGCAAACCAUAUUGCCAUUUGAAUUAACAGACUUGUUUCCUCCCCCUAUGGAAUUACAGUAAUAAAGGUUCUGAAAGAUGCGCUCUGUCUUAUCAUAGUGCCAUGACUAAAUUCAAUUUGUUUUGUGCUCUACAUUGCUUGUGCCACCAGAUGUUUUGUACACAUUUGAUGAUAAUGAGAUGACUGAUUAACAUAAUAAUUGCCAAAGAUCUGUCCACAAAAAAAAACAAAAACAAAAAAACGCUAGAUAUUUAAAUACACCGUACAGUCUAAAAGUGCAGAGAAUAAGAAUGAUUCAGUUGCUUGGUAAACUGUUUAAUGUGCAGAUUCAUUUACUUAUUUUUCAUAUUUAAUGUUUCAUCUUAAGGCAUAAUUUCUAACCACAUAAUAAAUGACGAAACAUACUUAGUUUGGUAUAAUUCAGUAAGCAGGAGCAAAUAUAAUUGGAAACAAAUCUUUCAUUAACUGCAGUGUGGUGAUGAUUUGCAUUCUGCGUAACACAUUUACUUUUUCAUUUCAAAACAAAUAGCAACAUAUUUGUAGAGAUGCAUACAUCCAUCAAAUUAAAUAUCUGCCUAAUGUGUGGAUAUUAGAUUUUUUUAUUCAGGAUGGCCUUUGUUAACAGCAUUUGCAAUAUGACAUUAGCACACUAUGUAUCCAGGCUUUUCAUUUAUUUCUGUACUUGUUGUCAGGGCCAUUGGGUAAAAAGACUUGUAAAAAGGAUAAGAAGAAAGAAAAAAUGGUCAUGUCAUUGUGUUGUAAUUUUCAUAAUGUACAAUAUUAGAACAGGAAAGCACAUAUCUACAUACACAAUAAAAAACUGUCUAAUAACCUGCAGAUAACUGUAGGUGUCACAUUCCCACAAUGUACACUUUAUGCAGUGACCCUCCUUUCAAUGUGUGUGUGUGUGUGUGUGUGUGUGUGUGUGUGUGUGUGUGUUCAUUUUGUUUUAUAUAAGUGCUUAUGUGCACACAUGCAUGCAAGUAUGUGUGCAUUUCAUCUGGCAAAAUUUCUAAAUGCUUAAUGGCAUUGGCUCUUGCAUAGCCUUUAGCCGUUAUUCAUUUCGCAGGUAUGAGCUAAAAGCUCUACAGCAGCAGUUAGGCUUUUAGCAUGCUGUAUGUGAGAAGGUGCUGCAGUCAGCCGUGAUGUUCACUGAAAGUAGCAUUCUGAUUCUUUAUUUGCGGUUUUUGAGGGUUCAUUGCUGCCUCGAGCUUACUGGGAUUCCUCAGUACUAAGGCAAAAAAAAAAAGAAAAUCAAAAAGAAACCAUAAUGAUUAGAUUUCUUAUACAGACAGAGGAAAAGGACUCCCUUUUUUAUACUAGUCUUAUUUCUCCUAGACAGUGACCAACAUUAUGUGGCUGUUUUUAUAGACUGCAUUAGCAUAGGUUCAGUGUCAAGGUUUCCUUAGUUUGUGUAGAUGUGACAUACAAUACAGAUGACCAGUGUUAGCAUUAUGAGACGUAGGUGCUAAGAGUCUUGCUGCCUUUUCGGGUAGCUCAAGAGACAGCAUACCUCUGUGAGGUAAAUAUAAAGGACGGUGUCAAAACAACAAUAACAAAAACAACAAAAAAACAACUAAAAACAAAA
Molecule: messenger RNA, 5890 nt
Organism: Silurus meridionalis
Lineage: Eukaryota; Metazoa; Chordata; Actinopteri; Siluriformes; Siluridae
Gene: grik3
Product: glutamate ionotropic receptor kainate type subunit 3
Exons: 16
Coding region: 646-3720 (1024 amino acids)
Biological process (GO): modulation of chemical synaptic transmission; monoatomic ion transport; synaptic transmission, glutamatergic
Cellular component (GO): plasma membrane; postsynaptic membrane; kainate selective glutamate receptor complex
Molecular function (GO): transmitter-gated monoatomic ion channel activity involved in regulation of postsynaptic membrane potential; kainate selective glutamate receptor activity
Source: RefSeq, a predicted model, not a curated record